This is a messenger RNA of Drosophila miranda, 571 nucleotides long. RefSeq names its product calcium and integrin-binding family member 2. The record is from RefSeq and is a predicted model, not a curated record. Lineage: Eukaryota; Metazoa; Arthropoda; Insecta; Diptera; Drosophilidae. Gene Ontology annotation, molecular function: calcium ion binding.
AUGGUCAACAAAGUUGUGACAUUUACCGAGCAGCAAUUGGAUGACUACCAGGAUUGCACGUUCUUCACGCGCAAGGAGAUCCUGCGCGUCCACAAACGGUUUCGUAAGCUACGCCCGGAUUUGGUGCCCCGCCAAAUGACUGAGGGUCAGGCCUCGAGUGUCAAGGUUCCCUGCGAGUGCAUUGAGAAGAUGCCCGAGUUGCGUGAGAAUCCCUUUCGCCGUCGCAUCUGCGAGGCCUUCUCACGCGAUGGCCAGGGCAAUCUGUCGUUUGAGGACUUUCUGGACGCUCUCUCUGUCUUCAGCGAGCAGGCGCCGAGAGACAUUAAAGUAUUCUACGCUUUCAAAAUUUAUGAUUUCGAUCACGACGGCUUCAUUGGGCACGCCGACCUCAUGUCCUGCCUGACGACAAUGACCAGGAACGAGCUCAGUCCGGAGGAGCACCAGCAGAUUGCCGACAAGGUAAUCGAGGAGGCCGAUGUCGAUGGCGAUGGCAAGCUAUCAGCUGUCAUCCUCCGGGCCCCCGACUUCCUCUCCACCUUCCACAUCAGAAUAUAAAAUUGCCGCUCGUUUG